UUGGAUCUGAAGCUUGCCUUGCUUUUUGUCAGGAGUCUGUUCUAAAAUGCACUGUUAUCACAGGCAAAACUGUGUGUAUAUUCCAAGGUACUCCAUCUUCAACACUCUACCUAGCUAGCUCAUCCAUCCAUCAGAUACAAAUAAAAAAGGUACCAAAAAGAGUAAGCACCAAGGCACGGGGAACUCAGAUCGAGAAAUAUACUGGAGAUGGAAGCUUCAGCUGUAAAUCAUCCUCUGCUAACGCUUCAUGCCAUUCCUAAAGUCCCUUCCGGCGAUGGUCCCUAUGUUCGAGCCAAGUAUGCUCAGUUGGUUGAGAAGGAUCUGGAAACAGCAGUAAUAUGGUUCUGGAAGGCCAUAAACGCAGGAGAUAGAGUAGGGAGUGCCCUAAAAGACAUGGCAGUAGUGAUGAAACAGCUGGAUCGCUGUGAAGAAGCCAUUGAAGCUGUCAAAUCAUUUCGAGGUCUCUGCUCAUUCCAGUCCCAAGAUUCCUUCGAUAAUGUCCUUCUCGAUCUGUACAAGAAAUGUGGGAAGGUGGAUGAACAAAUAGUGUUGUUAAAGCAGAAGCUGAGAAAGAUAUACCAAGGGAAGGUCUUCAAUGGCAGACCAACCAAGACAGCUCGCUCCCAUGGCAAAAAGUUUCAGGUUUCCGUCCAGCAAGAGACAGCCAGAAUACUGGGUAGUUUGGGGUGGGCCUAUAUGAUGAAGUCCAACUUCAUAACGGCAGAAGUGAUAUACCGCAAGGCCCAAAUGAUCGACGCCGACGGCAACAAAGCGUGCAACCUGGCCUACUGCCUGAUCAAACAAUCCCGGCACGACGAGGCCCGAUUCUUUGUGGAACAAGUAUCGAGCGGCAGAUACCCGGGGUCGGACGAACCCAAAACGAGAGCCCGGCUCGAGGAAUUGGUUUCGGAGUUGGACUCGGUACAGCCCCCAUGCUUCAUGCAAAACCUUCCCGGUCCCGGGCUCGGGCUGGAGCUGGACGACGACUUUCUCGGUGAGCUCGAUGGGGUGAUGAGCGAGUGGGGUCCACCCAGAUCAAGAAGGUUGCCGGUCUUUGAAGCGAUCACUCCAAUCAGAGAUCAGCUGGCUUGUUAAUUUUUAGUAUAAGAACAAAAACUGUGAAUAUUAGUUUGGAAAGUAGUGGAAAGCAUGAAGCAUUGAUUAAUAUAUAUAUCAUAAUAACAUCAAGAUAUUUGGGCUCCAAGUGCUGUUGUAUGUAGACCUAUUGUAUGUCCAGGUUCAUCUGUUUGAAUAAUAAUAAUUACUCCAAGGAA
Ipomoea nil (Japanese morning glory) is the source of this 1274-nucleotide messenger RNA. RefSeq names its product protein SULFUR DEFICIENCY-INDUCED 1-like. Bases 208 to 1095 code for a protein of 295 amino acids. The record is from RefSeq and is a predicted model, not a curated record. The transcript is spliced from 5 exons. Gene Ontology annotation, molecular function: protein binding. Lineage: Eukaryota; Viridiplantae; Streptophyta; Magnoliopsida; Solanales; Convolvulaceae.